Triticum turgidum subsp. durum (durum wheat) is the source of this 2106-nucleotide messenger RNA. Lineage: Eukaryota; Viridiplantae; Streptophyta; Magnoliopsida; Poales; Poaceae. The record is from the annotation of a GenBank genome assembly.
AUGCAACAUAAUAGGGUCACUAUGCUGUCUUCCUCGGAAACAUGCCACCUUGGUUCUAGUUCCAACAACCAGGCUAUCGAUCAGCAGAACCCUGCUGUUGAUGAGCAUAAUCUACUUCCUGAUACCCUAGAGAGUGAGAACUACCCACACUAUGUUCUCAAUAGUCAUGAGGUGGGAAUGCCAAGUGGAGGCAUGAUUGGUCAGCAAAAUACAAGCUUGAGUUUGUGGGAUUCACCUGGUUCUAGCUCCGCGGGCUUCCUAGCCGAUCAUGAUAGCCUUUUACAGGCCAAAAGGGAACAUUUUGCACCUGCUUUGUCUAUAGGCGGCCCUUUAAUCAUCGAAGGGAGAAGACGAGAAAGCAGUAGUUCAUUGCCUUCACACAACUUAAACAUAGACCUGAACAUUAAUCAGGCUGAUCAAUUUGAGACCGGGAAUGUUGAUAUGGUUCAGAGUAAUGGACACUCUGGAAUGAAUACUUAUCCUCCGAAUAGAGGUCUUUCGACCACUGAAAAUGUUCUUCGUCGUGAAAUUUCUCCUGGUGCUAUAAGAAGUUCCUUGCAUUCUGCAAACUUUUUUGAUGGUACAGCAGGCCAAGAAACCGGUGGAAGUUCUUCACAUACUGUGAACCAUUUUCGGUCAUCUAUCAAGAGAAAGAAUGUUGCUGGAAGUCUCGGAGAGUCUUCUGCCAAUGGGAGUUCACGCAAUCAUUGCCAAAACAAUGAUAUGCUGCUACCUUCGCUGUCCAGUCAUGAAAGUACUGCUAAUUUAAAUAUGACCUCUGUAAACUAUGGUUUUUCAUACCCUCCCAUGGAGCAAUUGGACCAGAAUACUGAUACCUCAGAUGAUGACAUUUUUUCUGACCCUUAUACACUAUCUGGUCAUCUGCAUGAAAGUCAAAGAUUCCUGAGAAAUACCCGGAUGAGAAUAAGCGCCAAUGAGUAUGAGCAAUCACUUUCUAAUCUGCUGCCUGAGGAAAGUUUCAGGUGUUCAGCUCAUCAGCCUGCGCGGCAACAGUCUUCUUUUACGCCAGUGCAACCUAGAGGAGUGAGUUCUUCAGCAAGUUCUCAAAAUCGUCCUCAUGUACCUGCUGUUGCUCAAUUCUCGCAAAGUCUGCAGCGACAUCCAUCAAAUGGUAAUUUCGGCUCAAGAGCAGGGAGUUCUGCUGAUACAAUAAAUCCGACACCUGCUUCACAAGAUCCUGGUAGCAGCCUGGCAAGAAGCAAUCUCCCUGAGCCCUUUAUGCUAGGUCCGUCGUUGUUUACUACUGAUUCAACAAACUUGCUAUCUGCACCCGGAAGCAGAAGUAACCAGCAAAAUCCCGGCUCCAGCUCUACACUUCGAGCUGCUGCAAAUGUAGGACCCCAACAGGUUCCUGGGUUGAAUUCAUCUCAGCCAAGUUCAGCCGCAAGAGGUUCAGCUGAUGUACCCAGGAGAGCCUCACUUGCUGCUAGUGUUUCUCAUUCCAGAAGUCCAAGUAUUGCAUUGCAGCACCGUGGGCAUUCAUCUUCAUCACACGAGAUUCGGAACCAUCAACCAGGAUCAAGCGCUCGUGCAAGUCUGCAACACUACUCCAGGGCAGUUCCUCCCUCUAUUGAUAGGCAAAACCCAGGUUACUUGGACCUUCAGUCUUUUAUGCAGAGCAUCGCUGCUUCAAGAGAAGGAAGCAGGACGGUCUCAGAGCUUCGUAAUGUGGUUGAACAAAUUCGUCAGGGGAGAAGUGCUGCUAGACUGGAGGAUUUUCUUGUUGAUCGUCAACUUAUCAGGAGAGCCAGUUUGGUUGAUAGGCAUCGUGAAAUGCGGCUUGAUGUGGAUAACAUGUCAUAUGAGGAACUGUUGGCACUUGGUGAACGUAUUGGGCAUGUAAGUACUGGACUCUGUGAGGAGAAAAUAAUGAGUGGCUUGAAGCAGUGGAAGUAUCUCCACAUACCAUUGGAGGAACCUGCAACAGUUAUUGAACCAUGCUGUAUUUGCCAGGAAGACUAUGCCGACGGCGAGGACAUGGGCAGGGUGGAGUGCGGGCACUACUUCCACACGGCGUGCAUCAAGCAGUGGCUGGUGAUCAAGAACACUUGCCCCAUCUGUAAAAAGGCAGCGCUGGGCACCUAA